Messenger RNA from Mobula hypostoma (lesser devil ray), 1997 nucleotides. Its product is annotated as mucin-13-like. The transcript has 19 exons. Gene Ontology annotation, biological process: heart development. NCBI's taxonomy places the organism in Eukaryota, Metazoa, Chordata, Chondrichthyes, Myliobatiformes, Myliobatidae. The record is from RefSeq and is a predicted model, not a curated record. Bases 1 to 1302 code for a protein of 433 amino acids.
AUGGGAUCUGAGGUGACUGACGAGUGCAAGGUGAGAACUGUGAUUUUUGCCACUGAUGGAAGGGAUCCUGUCAAGCAAAGUGUACAAGUGGUGACGACCUCACCAACACCAACAGUAACGAACUCACCAACACCAACAGUGACGACCUCACCAACACCAACAGUGACGAUCUCACCAACACCAACAGUGUCGAUCUCACCAACACCAACAGUGACGAUCUCACCAACACCAACAGAAAAUACCACAGCAGUAAUGACAGCGGUGACCACAAAACCCACAGCACAAAGCUGUUCAUCGAUUGAUUGUGGAGAAAACGCAAUUUGCAGACCCUUGCAUUCUGGCCCUAAAUGUGAAUGUGCCUUUAACUUUUACAGAGAAAAUGGGACCUAUGGGACCUGUGUGACAGGCAAAACUUAUGGUGGAGAAGUAAAACUCAAAGAAGAAUUUCAGGAAGAGAUGAAGGAUGUAACAUCGAAGAUAUAUCAAGAUCUUCUCCACCGUGUAACUGAAGUAUUUAAGAAGUCAUUGAAGAAAUUUGGCUACAAAUCAACUAUAAUAUAUGACGUAAGGAAAGGGAGUGUCAUCAUAGAUGUUACAAACACAUUUGAACAAAAUAGCAGCGUAAGUGAAUCAGACAUUGAAAACGCCAUACCAAAGGACUUCACAUAUUCAACUGUUCAAGGAUGCAACUUAGAUAACUGUGAUGAUAAAACUACUGUUGGCUGUGCCCAACCGCAGUAUGGUCUGUCUAAGUGUAUCUGCAAAGAAGAAUUUUAUAAGACCUCCCGGAAAGACACAAAAUGCAUUGAAACGUGUGAACUAAUGUGCAAAGGAAAGAAUCAACACUGUGUUCCACGAAAUGGAAUUCUUGUUUGUGAAUGCCAGCCUGGAUAUAAAGAUAACAAUGGCAUCUGUGAAAGAUGCCCUUUUGGUUACAAUGGAAUAAACUGUGAGGAUGGAUAUCAAGCUGCUAUUGUAGCGACAGGAGUUGUAUGUGGAGUUGUGAUUCUAAUUCUGGCAAUUGUGCUUAUCACUCUUUGUGUGAGACUAAAGCGAAGUGAACCUGAUGAACAAGAACAACCAAUAUUGGGCUCCAUGUCAAGAGGAAGUCUUGACAGAUCUGAAUUUCCAAGCAAGAUUCCUAGAGUAAAUCUGGGAGGACCUACAAACAGAGGAUCAUUAAAUUAUUUGCAAAGUGAUCCUAAUCAGUAUGACUAUUCUCGUCCGUCACCGUGGAAUGAGCUGAGUGAGCUCCAUCAAAAGGACAGCAACCCAAACAGAAAGUACGUUUAUCACAACUGAUGACUCAAAUGAAAUGACUCAAUAAUCUGGAGAGAUAUUAGAAAACUGUAACUGAUCAGUUAGCAUCUGCAAAUAAAAAUGUAGAUAGUAUUUCAUGAUUUUUCCAUCACUACUCUGUGAAAUCUCUAAUCACAAUGUCACCUUCCUUAAUUCACACAAAUGUUAGCUGACCAGUAUGUGAAAGAUAAGUUUUCAGAAGGCACACUGAUUGUAAUGGUUUUAUAAUGAACUAUAGACAUUUUUGUACUUUAAGUCAAUAACGAAAUUAAUAUACUAAUCAUUUUCAUUACCAAUUUUUUAGUUCAAUUUUAGCUUUGAUUGUUUCCAACAUAUUAAUGUUAUUUAUUUCAUGAAAGAUUAUAAUAGUUAGAUGUGGGGGGAAAUGUUGUUUUCUUUGACAGAUUGGUUUGAUGAUUAAAACAGUUCAGACAAUUUUACUGAACUGUUAGUUUCUAGCAGAUGAAAUUCCAUGAAAUUCUUAACUGCUGUUAAAAUUCUACCUUUCUAAAGCUAUUCUCACUUUAAUUAAUUUUCCAAGAGCGGUUGAAGAAAGGUUAGUGCAAAAUGUCCAGGAACAGCAUACUUUUCUCUGCUACAAUAAUAUGUUGCUCAUGAAACUCGUGUGUUUAUAAAUGAUCAUUUAAAAAAUAAAAUCACUACGGAAGAUUAUGGCAUGGAUAUAUGAUUUUCAGAAG